Dicentrarchus labrax (European seabass) is the source of this 5181-nucleotide messenger RNA. Its product is annotated as inhibin beta B chain. Gene Ontology annotation, molecular function: growth factor activity; cytokine activity. Lineage: Eukaryota; Metazoa; Chordata; Actinopteri; Moronidae. The transcript has 2 exons. The record is from RefSeq and is a predicted model, not a curated record. Gene Ontology annotation, cellular component: extracellular region. Bases 648 to 1880 code for a protein of 410 amino acids. Gene Ontology annotation, biological process: SMAD protein signal transduction; BMP signaling pathway.
AGUCUGCAGACGCCAGCAUGGAAACCCUCCUCGGUGCGCUUACUGGCACACCUCCCUCUCCUCCUCCUCCUCCUUCUCCUCCUCACCGUCCUGAUUGCACAUCGGCACUCCGGCAGCAGCACAGCGGGAGUCACGACCCAGAAAUACAUGAAGAGAAUUAAAAGAGUGAGGAUGCUGAUGAGCUUUUCUGAGCAAAAAACAAAAUGAUGGAUUGAACUUUUAAAAAUGUCCAAGCGGGUAUUUUUUGGAUUCCUCUCGGUUUGUGGAAUAUGUUGACUUCCAGCUGGGUUGAUGCUGACUGAUGAGACCAUGACACGUUUCCUGCUGCCGCUGCUGCUGCUGCUGCUGACAGAGGUGAUGCUUUCUGUGUGAGGUUGCUCCAAAAACUCUCAAAGCGCAAAAACACAAAGUCCCCAAGAACCGGAAUAAAGAGGACCCUGCUUCCCGUGUUUGACAGGCUGCUGAGACUGACCAAAGACAUCCAUAAAACGAUGUAAUAAAAACAGCUCCUGCACACGCUUCUUCUUCUUCUUCUUCUUCGGGUGAUUGGGAAUAAAGCCGCACCGACUGGCGUCAGAGCCGAGCCGUUACGCAUGGAGACAGCUCGGCGCUGAGCGGAUUUUUGUUGCCUGUUCUGAUUUCUUUUUAUGAUUUUAACUCUGACAAAAGAGGGGAAAAGGGUUAUUCUACUCCUUCUCGAACAGAAAAUGAGUAGCUGUCUUUUCCGACUAGCACUCUUCGUGGCUUGCGUCCUCUCCAUCCGCUGCACCGCUGCGCCCGGGACCGAGGCGGAGGCGCACACGGCGUCCCGGGAUACCUGCGCGUCCUGCGGCGUCGCUCAGCCGGAGGACCCCGAGUCGGGCCGGCUGAACGUGGACUUCCUGGAGGCGGUGAAGAGGCACAUCCUGAGCCGGCUGCAGAUGCGGGAGAGGCCCAACAUCACGCACCCGGUCUCGAGGGCGGCCAUGGUGACGGCGCUGCGGAAGCUCCACGCCGGGAAGCUGCGGGAGGACGGGAGGGUGGAGAUCCCCAACCUGGACGGGCACCCGAUGAGCAACGACGUGCUGGAGGAGAGCUCGGAGAUCAUCAGCUUUGCGGAGAAAGACGACGUGGUGACAUCCAAGUCCAGCCUGUUCUUCCUGAUCUCCAACGAGGGGAACCAGAACCUGUAUGUGACACAGGCCACCCUCUGGCUCUACUUCAAGCUGCUGCCAUCCCCUCUGGAGGUGCGUCCACGGCGGAAGGUGACAGUGAAGGUGUACUACCAGGAGCCUGGCCUCGGCAGCAAGUGGAACCUGGUGGAGAAGCGGGUGGAGCUGAAGCGCAGCGGCUGGCACACCUUCAUGCUGACUGACGCGGUCCGGUUGGUGUUUGAGAAGGGCGACCGGCGCCAGAACCUGGACGUGCGUUGCGAGGGCUGCGAGGCAGAGGGCGUCGUACCCGUCCUGCUCAACCACAACGAUGAGUCCCACCGACCCUUCCUGGUGGUGCAGGCACGGCAGGUGGACAACAAACACCGGAUCCGCAAGAGGGGGCUGGAGUGCGACGGCAGCAGCAGCCUGUGCUGCCGCCAGCAGUUCUACAUAGACUUCCGGCUCAUCGGCUGGAACGACUGGAUCAUCGCGCCGUCGGGCUACUUUGGGAACUACUGCGAGGGGAAGUGUCCUGCUUACAUGGCAGGCGUCCCUGGUUCGGCCUCGUCCUUCCACACAGCGGUGGUGAACCAGUACCGCAUGCGGGGGAUGAGCCCAGGCUCCAUGAACUCCUGCUGCAUCCCCACAAAGCUCAGCACCAUGUCCAUGCUCUACUUUGAUGACGAGUACAACAUCGUCAAGCGGGACGUUCCCAACAUGAUCGUGGAGGAGUGUGGCUGUGCUUGAGUAUGUUUUUAUUCUUGUUUAUUUAAGGUGGAACUGAAGAACUUAACUGUAAACAGGUUCACAAUAUUAAAACAACAACAAAAAAAUGGAUAUAGAAGCAGAAUAUUUAUGGACGAUGGAGAAAACAUGUGCACACACAACCUCAUCCACACAUAUCGACACACCCUCAUGUAUGCCCGCACAAAAACUUGUAUAUAUAUUUAUGUUUGUUGAUAUAUUUCAUUAUAUUCUCUGGUGGAAGACUGUUUCUGUGUAGAAACGAUUCAUUAUCCUUCAAAGGGACAUGAAAAGUUCUCUUCCAAAUCUUUAAAUAUCCGCAUUAGAAAACAAUCAAUCUCUGAAGUUUUUCAAUAAAUAUCUCUAAGAUAGUGAGGAUCUGGUUUGCUAAAGUGUUUCAAGACUUAUGUAACCUACUAGCCUUUACAAAGCAGCAUCAUUUGAUGUAAUUCUCUGCUAUCAGUCAAGUUGUUAGCGUAGGUACCACUCGUUUAGCAGUUUUGGAAUUAAACUCUUCAUGUGUAGAACAUAAAACACCAACCUUGAACGUGAAAAUAACAUCUCCUGAGGAGGUGUAAGGGAGCCUUACACAAGUCACAAAGAAGGUUGGGGGUGAUUCCACUAUGCCUCUUAUCAAGAGCAGUGUGUGCAAACACGUAGGACAAGCACUAAAAAUGUUAAUACAACGGUCAAACUUCACCAACGUACAGCACUAAAAUCGGCUUCAAGCUGACUUCCAGAAACGGAUCUGUAGAGACUUUUCAAUAAGGUUUCUGUGACACUGUCACCAAACCGUGAAAUAAUCCUCCGAACUAAAAGGUCAACUUUCCAAAUAUGACAUUCCUGAAAUUCAAAGAAAAAUCCAGUGUGGAGGUCUCAAACCAUUCACUGUAAUGCGAUAAGUUAUUUUAACUCACAAAAAUGUGUUGAAACUGAUUAUAUCCAAAGUUUUAAGUUACACAAACUCAAUUUUGUAAGUUAAAAAAAAGCUUUAGAAGCUUUUACUAGUAAAUUUAAGUGACACUAAUUCCAGUCAGCGCCACUUAAAAUAGAGUAUUUUUUAAGUUACAAAAUUAAGUUAGUUUUACCUGUUUUAUUUUAGUUAAAUAAAAGUUUUACAGUAACUUGGUGACGUACCCUGUAAAACCAAACAGGUUUUCAAACGAUUGUCGUAACUGAUUACAUCAAACAUUUUAAGUAAAACUAACUAAAUUUUCUAAGAUGAAAAAACUUUCUUGAUCAAGUAGCUUUACUAAUUUUAUAAUGACUCAAUUUUAUCAUUUUUAUUAAGUAUCUAUUAGGAAUGUUUCAGUAACUGACAAUACAUUAUCAAUAUUACGUUAAGAGUAAAAACUGCUUCAUCAAAUUGAGUUUGUGUUACUUAAGAUUUUCCCCAGCCCUCAAAAUCACACACCAAAUUAGUCUGUUCCUUCAAUCGAAUACUUUGAACCACUCACAUUUUUGUGAUAUGAACUUUACGAUUUAGUAUUUGAGGUAACAGUAUGCCGACAUUUGGACAGUAGUCUGCUCUGCUCAGUGCAGUCCAUGUACAAUCCCAAAGGGGCUACAAGAUCUGACGUACCAUCUAAAGUCUCGAUCUUAUUUCGUGAACUUCCACUCCCCCUUAAUGGUCUUUGUAUCAUUAAAGUUUUCCAAGGACUGAGCCAUCUUCCACUCCAUGGUAUGGGGUAGAACAAAUACUCUUUGUGACCAGCACAUGAAGAUGGUAGAAUAUCAGGAAUCUAUGGAAGCCCAUUUCUGCCAAUGUGAAGACAAAAAAAAAGGAUUCUGUACGUCAUUAUAAUGAAAAACAUUCAUCAAAAUAACAACUAAGUUUCAAAAACUCAUUAUUUAGAGAAAGUUAAUAACGAUUAUUUUUAUCCUGUCACAUUGGCGGAAAUGGGCUUUCAAAGAAAUCACCUCACAUUUAUCUGUAAAGUAAGUAAAACCCUCCCUUCACCUUCCUCGGCUCCUCCUCGAAGGGGACCGCUUACUUUCCUUCCAAAAUCAGACAAAUAUCUCUCUCAUUUCAGUCAGUGAAAAGUUGCCAUAUUGCUCAGUUUAGUGACGGUGCAGCUUCGCACUCCCCAACGCACACUUUGAUAGCACUUGCAGAUUGAAAUGCCUUUAACGAGCCCUAUGUGGCACACACCAACGCCCACAGUCCUUCUAAAAGAAAUAAGUGCCGCAUGAGCUAUGCAAUGUAUAGUAUUUACCCAUAUACCAGACAAGCUGAACUAAAGCUCUUCUGACAAACUAUCACAAAUACUUGAAUCGUAAGUGUGGCGAGCGGCAGCAGGCUGGGCUUUGGGCAGGAGGCAGAAGAAAAUGCCGACUGAAAACGUGUUUCUGGUAGUAGACGGUGAAGUCUUUUGUGAGAGUUUAUUGUGAAAACCUGGUGAAUGGUGUGGGUUUUUCAAAAGAUUAUUUCAUCUUCCUCUUUGUAAUAUAAAAAGAGGCUAACUGGGGCUAACUUUGACCCAAAUUUAAUGAAUUUUGGUGUCUAAAUGAAUGCGUCCCAGUGGAGUUCCCAUCACGGCCUCUUCGGCACCGAAACACACUUUGAGACACAGUUUCUAGUCACUUUGACAUCACUUUGAUAUUUUCAGGUUAAACGUUUCAGCAGCCUGUUAUUUCACCAGUCUCAUUUACCGGCUUUACCACUUCUACACAUGUAAGAGAAAUACCUGAGCUGUCAGGUGCCGCUCAUUAUCUCAGCUCUUCCUGCCUUCUGUCCGACGCUCGACCUCCACUCUGCCUGCCACUGUAAUCUUUCGCUUGUUCUUCAAAGCGAACCGUUGCACUGAGGAGCUAGAAAUAAGAGGAAAAAAAAAAAUGAACUAAAUAGAAACUGCCAUUGAAAAAUAAAUUAAAAAAAGUUAUUUUUAUAGAAGCAAAAUUGAGCUCUGUUCAAAUGUAUUAUACCUAAUCAUGGAACCAAAGAGGCCAAGAGGUUUAGCUAUUGAAAGAUGGCAAAGAUGCCGUCGUGUUUUUGUUGUUGUAAAUGACUUUGUGACAGUUAAAGAGGCCUAAACACUGUAUCAGGGUAUAAUAUCACUCCAUAAUCAGCUUAAUCUCUUUUCUAUUUUGUACCUAGACAUGGAAUAUUUCAUAUUUUUUCAUCAAAUUACUUAAAUAUUCCUAGUUUUCUUUCUUCUUUUUGUUAGCUCUCGUUACAGAAUCAUUUAGAGUAAAAGCACAUGCCAUCUGAUCCCUGUACAGUCGGUGUAACAUAUGAAUAUGCUUUUGAAAUAUUUUGUUCUUUGUAAUUGUUGAAAAAAUAAAUUUCUUAUUACCAAUUGUA